Messenger RNA from Phlebotomus argentipes, 2533 nucleotides. Its product is annotated as transducin beta-like protein 3. NCBI's taxonomy places the organism in Eukaryota, Metazoa, Arthropoda, Insecta, Diptera, Psychodidae. The transcript has 3 exons. Bases 91 to 2451 code for a protein of 786 amino acids. Gene Ontology annotation, molecular function: protein binding; U3 snoRNA binding. The record is from RefSeq and is a predicted model, not a curated record. Gene Ontology annotation, cellular component: nucleolus; small-subunit processome; 90S preribosome. Gene Ontology annotation, biological process: endonucleolytic cleavage to generate mature 5'-end of SSU-rRNA from (SSU-rRNA, 5.8S rRNA, LSU-rRNA); endonucleolytic cleavage in 5'-ETS of tricistronic rRNA transcript (SSU-rRNA, 5.8S rRNA, LSU-rRNA).
AUAAACCCUCCGGUGUGUCAAGUGUUAUGAGAGCGCGUGGUUCCUAACUUGUUGUUUUCUUGCGGAAAAUGCUGUGAAAAUCCAUCAAAGAUGUCGAAAAGCCAUGCAAAGGAAUCAUUUGAGGUGGAGAAUGAGUACGAGGCUUUCUACAAGUCCGGCUUUCUGGCAUGGGCAGGAGAAGAAAUAGUUUGCCAGGACGCUGAGAAGAUCAACUUCGUGAAUGUGGAGAGUGGCAAAGUGGAUCGCUCGAUUCACGGAGGAGCCGAUGUCGAGGGCGAAGAUGUGAUCUACACGUUCGCCGUGAGUUCCAGCGGCGAAUCUGUUCUGACGGCACACAAAAGUGGCCUCCUGAAGCUCUGGGACGGCAAAUCCUGCGCCCAGGUUAGAAUGUGGAAGGGAAUUCACAAUGGCCCGAUCUCCAGAGUGACCUUUCAUCCCACCACUGAGCUGGUUGCCAGCGGAGGAUGCGACGCUUCCGUGAGAAUCUGGGAUUACACCAAGAAGAUCUGCCUGGCGAAUCUUCGCGGAUGUCAGGGCGUCAUCGGCCUUGUGACCUUCACGAAAUCAGGGUCUUGCAUUUACGCCGUUGGCGAUGACAAUCGGAUUCUGGGUUGGGACUACAAGACCAGGCAAGUCAUUGCGUCCCUGGAAGGCCACUACAGCCGAGUGACUUCACUCUCGCUCACGGAUAAUGAGGAAUUUCUGGUGUCCACAAGCAGAGAUAAGGUCCUGAUUCUGUGGGAUCUGAAACAGAAGAAGAGCAUAAAAGUAAUUCCCGUUUACGAGACUCUGGAGAGCGCAAUCAUCCUCCCGAAUGGCAUUAAUCUGCCCGGAGGUCUGCUUGUGCCAUCGGAGGGCAUCCAUGUGGCUGUGGGCGGCGAAUCGGGCGUGAUAAAAGUGUGGGAGAUGACAAAGGCGAAGCUCAUCUUUACGCAGACCAACAGCUUGGUCUCCAAGUCCGAAGAGGAAGGCGGUUUGGCAAUAACUCAACUGGUGUGGAGCCCGAAAUCCCAACAAAUCGGCGUCGCGACCGCAGAUCAUAACAUUCUAAUCCACAAUAUCGGCACUUUUCACUGUGCCAAACAGCUCAUCGGCUUCAGCGAUGAGAUCCUGGACAUGGCUUUCGUGGGGAAGAAGGACAGAUACUUGGCAGUGGCUACAAAUAGCCAGGAUAUCAAGUUCUACGAUACGACGACUAUGAAUUGCCAGGUGCUGAAAGGACACACCGACAUUGUGAUGGCUCUGUCAGGAAGAGGAAAGCUGUUUGCCUCUGCGAGUAAAGAUUCAAGCGUGAGGCUGUGGAGCUUGAAGCCAGACUGCUUCGAGGUGACUUGCAUUGGUGUGGGCAGCAAACACACGUCUUCAGUCAGUUCAAUCGCCAUGAGUCGAUCGGGAACGUCUUUCUUCGCUUCCGUGAGUCAGGAUCUGUGCCUGAAGCUGUGGACGAUUCCUAAGGAAAGCUCAGAAGCUGCGCCUCUUGUCUGUUCAGCCACCCAAAUUGUCCACGACAAGGAGAUCAAUUCAGUGUCUGUGGCGCCCAAUGACAAACUCCUAGCGACCGCUUCGCAGGACAAGACGGCGAAGAUCUGGAACGCCAGCGAUUUGUCUCUCGUGGGAGUGCUGAAGGGACACAAGAGAGGAGUUUGGUGUGUGCGAUUCUCGCCCGUGGAUCAGGUGAUUCUGACCAGUUCGGCCGACGGAAGCAUUCGCAUUUGGGCAGUGAACUCGCUGUCGUGCCUGAAGAGUCUGGAGGGACACGAAUCGUCGGUCCUGAGGGUGGAAUUCAUCUCUCGUGGAAUGCAAAUUCUCUCGACGGCCGCCGAUGGACUCCUGAAGCUGUGGAGCAUCAAGACUAGUGAGUGUGUGACGACGCUGGAGCGUCACGAGGGCAGAGUGUGGACUGUGGCGCUGCCGGCAAGCGAGAAGUUCUUCUUCAGUGGAGGAUCAGAUUCGAGGCUGAUUCAGUGGCGCGACGUGACGGAAGAGAAGAAGACGGAGGAGAAGAAGAAGGUGCAGGAGACAGUUCUGCAGGAGCAGGAACUGAACAAUCUGCUGCACCAGAAGAAGUACCUAAAAGCCCUCAGAGUGGCCAUUCGGCUGGAGAAGCCGCAAAUGACGCUGAAAAUUGUGAAGAGCAUCGUGGAAGUGCAGGAGGAAGGCGUCGAGGAGACGAUUAGUGGGCUGAAUGAGAUGGACAAGGAGACUCUCUUAAAUCACGCCGCCAAGUGGAACACAAACAGCAAAAACUGCCGCGCAGCUCAGUUAGUCAUCAACAUCCUGCUGAAGGAUAUGCUCGCAGGCAGCUUCAGACCAAGUGGUGCAUUCAGAAUUGUGGAGACACUCUUGCCUUACACGGAUCGCCAUCUGAGGAGAGUCACAGAGUACAUGAAGGACUUAAACUUUGUGGAAUACACCUUAAAGGCAAUGCAACCGCAUGCGGAUGCAAGUUGAGUAUGAGGAGUAUAAGAGUUCUAGAUAAAGAAUUGACGAAUAUCUAUGAAUUUGUUUUACAUGGAAAAUUAAAUAGGAAUUC